Molecule: messenger RNA, 2859 nt
Organism: Pimephales promelas (fathead minnow)
Lineage: Eukaryota; Metazoa; Chordata; Actinopteri; Cypriniformes; Leuciscidae
Gene: faap100
Product: FA core complex associated protein 100
Biological process (GO): interstrand cross-link repair
Cellular component (GO): nucleoplasm; Fanconi anaemia nuclear complex
Molecular function (GO): protein binding
Source: RefSeq, a predicted model, not a curated record
UCGAUCCUCCUCAUUGGUCACUGUUGAGUCGGCGGUUGUAAGAAACGGAACAGUCGCGAGCAUUUCUGUUAUGUGGUUAAAUCUGAGAAGUUUUAUUAUCCGAAACAAAAGUGUCUUUUAAGUUGGAGUAAACUCUGUGGAGAAUGUAAAACAGACCUGUGUGACAUCAUAUAAUGGAGCGGUGCAGUGUGGAGUAUCUGUCUGAGUUCAGUGACUGUCAAUCACACUCAGUGCGCAUCAUACAGGACGACACGAAUCUUUUCUUGGCCUGCGGACACAAAGAUGUGCUCGUAUUCAAUGUCGAGGAGAGGAGAGUCACGACCGUGAUGCAGUUUGAAGAUUCAGUGACCAAUUUGGGAUUAAGCGACGAUAAAUAUCGGCUUUAUGCACUUUGCGCGAACGGUGGGCUUUACUGCACCCCUCUACUACAGCUCAGUUCUUCCUCUGUCCUGGCGAGCAAAAGUCCUGACCGUGUGCUAAAUAUAGUAUCGGAAGAGUCCGUUGUCCUGAAAAAUUUCAAUCUGCAAGCAUUUACCAUAGUUGAGAAGAUCCUUGUGACUCUUAGUUUUCACAAGUCCAUCUGGAGUUUUGAUCUCUAUGAAGAGCUUGGAUCCAGACCCCUUCGGAAACUUGCUUGUUUCCAGGUUGCAACUGUAAACUCAUGCCGAUUAAACAUAACAGACAAAGAAAAAAGUGUGAACUGUCCUCCAGUGUUGACUUGCAUCUAUCCUAAAGGCUCCACGUCAGUCAACUCUCAACAUUCUGACCUCCAUCCUUAUCUUGAGCCCCGUCUUUUUAGGCUCUUAUUUGGCGUGGAUUCCUCUUUAGUUAAUUCUCCAGUCAUACUAUGUGGUUUACCUGAUGGACGUAUUUGCUGCUUUCCUUUGCUCGUCCCCACCCUGGCUGGUCCAAGAGGAGAGCCGAGCUCUCCAAUCAGAGUCCUUCAGAGCUUAGAGCAGCCAAUCGUAUUUGUCGGAACCUGCGUCUCUGGAGAACACGGACCUCAGUGUCUCAUCGCAGUUGGUCAAAGAGGAAAACUACUAAUGGUUAGAAGCAAACAAGCAAGUUCGGAAAGAAAAGAGGCAGAUUAUAGCUUCAAUGAGCAUAGUGUAAGAGGGCCAGUGCUGUGUGUCUGUGUUGAUGAUAAACGGCUGUACUACAGCUCUCUCAAUGACCUACACACACUUCAGUUCACCGCGAUAUCUUCAUCAGAAGCCACAGGGACUGAGUCCCAGCUGCAAGCUCUGACUUCAGACAGUCUUGGUGUAUGCAGAGUUAUAGCACUUGCUCAGCCAUAUACUAACCCUACAGGAUCUGUGCAGCUUAUGGGCAUAUCUUUGAGUGGAAGACUGCUUCGAGUGAACCUUCCUCAAGCAUCUGAAAAAGGAAACGUGCCCAGGUUAUCUCCAUCUCUAGCAGGCCAGAGAGUGAAGGACCUCCUGGCUUCCAUCGGAAACAUCUGGGAGAGGGCAGAAUCCUUGAAACACAAGCUUCAGGAGAAAAAUGAGUCUCUCAAACGUCUGAAUCAAGUCAUAAAUGUUUGCAGCCUACUGUUGGAUGCCCACGGGAAUGAAAAAAACUUUAAUAUGGGCACCAAACAUCCAAUCAGCUGUCAUGGUGUGGCUAGAUGGAGCUCAUUGCUCCAAAGAGACUCUUUGACUCUGGCAUGUGUGCUUGAAAAUUCAAGUGGAUGUACAUUAGAACAUGGCUGGACUCUAUGCAUUCAGGUCCACCCAUUAUCCCAAUAUUCAAAUAUUGAGAGCUCAUCCAGGACAUACUCAUUUCCACUGAAGAAACUGGAUUCUGAUCAGAAACUGGAUGUAACCAUUCCUCUUGAAACAGUUGAGGGGCUGUCUCUGCCAGUGAAGGUCUACUGUUCUCUCACCUUCUCCCUCUCCAAUCUGUUUAGCCCUGAAGCAACUUCUCUUGGUGUUUCCCAGCUCCUAACAGAGAUGGGCUCCAUCAGUGCACCUUUGAAUUCUUUUACAGUGGAUUGGCUUGAUGCUUUAAGGCUAGAGGGAUCCUUUUCUCAUGGUAACAGCAGACACGACAGUGUCAGGGAUGGCAUUCAAGCCUUUCUGCGUGCCAGAGGAGCGUUAACCAAAGAUUCUGAUACUACUUCCAAGUCAGUACCCGUUGCAGUGCUGAUCAGAGUAUCAUCCGAGCUUCUAAAGGCCAAACUGCACAUCUCGGUAACCAGCAGUUCAGACACAUGUGUGUCUGUGCUAAACUGGUUGGUAUCACCAGAGGUGAUGGGACAGACAAAGUCUGUACAAAGCCCAUUGGUUUGUGCCUACAGCCCAGAUGGAUGCUCUGUCAAGAUUAUGGCCAAAGAGGUGACACUGGGAGAUUUAUGUUCUGAUGGACCUCUUGAAGUCCUGGAGAUUCGGGUGGAGAGUACAUCUGUGGCAGCGGUGUGUGGACUGCAUCAUGCCAUUCUGAGGCGCCUACAGAUCUUGUUGAGAGACUCAACUGUAAAAUGUUGCCAUACAAAGCAGUUAAAAACACAGAGCUUGUGUGAAGCUGUACGGCACGUUGAGUCUCUUUAUAAAGAUCUCCAGGAUGCUCAAGAUCAAGCAGCUCUUGGUGGCACAAUGAAGACGGAAAAGAGCUCUGAGAUCUUGUUUCGCAUUUUUCUGCAGCUGAGGGCAAACCCACUGGUCAUUCUCUGAUUUGAAUACACACACAAAAUUGUGUAUUACAUAUAUUUUGUAAUACAGUAGAGGUUGUUUCAUACUGUUCUACUUUUAGGAUACAAAGCCCAUGCUUUCCUUUUUAUGUGUCCCAUGCAUCGUCACUUAACAAAAUGAACAAAACACUGUCUACAACAGAAGGAUGGAGAAAUGUACAAAAAAAAAA